GAUAGAUACAUAUCACUUAAAAAAAGUGCUUUCUUGGUUUCCCUGCAAACACUCUUUUGUCUCCUUCUCCCAACAAAAUAUACACUUUUGCAAAAUAUGGAUAUAUUACACAUUCAAACUUAUUAAAGAACAGAAGUUUCUCUCAAACUCCCAAAACCAAAACCCUCCCUUUAGCUAUCAAAAACAUAUCCCAUUCAUAAAACUCUUCUCUCUCUCUCUCUCUCUCUCUCUCCAGCUAUCAAAAACAUAUCCCAUUCAUAAAACUCUUCUCUCUCUCUCUCUCUCUCUCUCUCUCUCUCUCUGUGAAAAAUUGGAAAAAAAAAAAAAAAGUACAAAUGAAUCUUCCUGUUCUGGUACUGGUACUGCCCAUGUGGCUGCUAACCGCUUCUUUGAUCCCACUCAUUGUUGAUGCAAGACCAGAGAGAACCCUUUCCACCAUUUCUGUUCAUGUUCGUGUUGCUGAAGAAGAACCUAUUCCUUCUCAGUUUCCUACAGAGAAAGCUCAACCUCCAGGGAUGCCCAAUGUUAGAGUGGUUCACCACCAAGAUUUGAACAAGAGAAUUCUUGUUGCACUCAUUAUUGCUUCCUCUCUCCUUGCUGGAGUAUUGCUGUUUCUAUCUUGUUUUUGGAUCUGUAGACAAAGAAAGUUAAAAAACUCCAAUGGGAGAAGCACAAAGACAAUGGAGGCUGCUAAAGGACUAUCAUUGAGUCCAAUUAUGGUUAGAUUUAAUUCCUUGAGGAUGGCGAGUAGGAAAGGUCCGGUUACCAUUUUCGACUAUCAAUUGCUGGAAGCUGCCACAAAUAAAUUCAGUGAAAGCAAUGUAUUAAGUGAGGAUGAUUCCGGACAUGUCUACAAAGCUCGUUUUGAUGAAAAAUUUCUUGCUGUUGUGAAGAAACUAGAUUGUGUAGGGUCAGAUGCUGAGAGAAAAGUUGAUAAUGAGGUGAAUUGGCUGAUCAAAAUCCAGCAUCAGAAUAUUAUCAAACUUUUGGGUUACUGCAUCCAUGGCAAAACAAGGUUACUUGUAUAUGAAACGAUGCAGAAUGGGUCAUUGGACACUCAGUUGCAUGGGCCUGCUCGUGGAUCAGCCUUAACUUGGCAUCUCCGACUGAAAAUUGCAGUAGAUGUUGCCAGGGGAUUGGAAUAUCUUCAUGAGCACUGCAAUCCUCCUGUGGUCCAUAGAGAUGUAAAAUCAUCUAACAUUCUUUUGGAUUCUAACUUUAGUGCUAAGCUUUCAAAUUUUGGACUUGCUGUAACUUCUGGCAUCGAAAACAAGGACAGCAUAGAGCUGUCAGGAACUCAGGGUUAUGUAGCCCCAGAAUACAUUUCGGAUGGUAGAUUAACUGAUAAAAGUGAUGUCUAUGCUUUUGGAGUUGUUCUUUUGGAACUCUUGAUGGGAAGAAAGCCCAUCGAUAAUGAGGCACCUGCUGAAAGCCAGUCUAUGGUCACAUGGGCGAUGCCUCAGCUCACUGACAGAUCAAAACUUCCAAACAUUGUUGAUCCUGUGAUAAAAAACACAAUGGAUUUAAAACACCUCUACCAGGUUGCUGCUGUGGCGGUACUAUGUGUACAACCAGAGUCAAGUUAUAGGCCGUUGAUAACUGAUGUCUUGCACUCACUUAUCCCCCUUGUGCCUAUGGAGCUUGGAGGGUCACUAAGAGUAUCAGAACCAGCAUCCUCUGCUUUCCCUCAGCCUUCCGACAUCUAAGUCCUUGGACAGUAUUCCUUGGAUUCAUGGCCAUGAUCCCUUUCAUGUCUUUUUCUUCGUAGGAUUCAAAUGUAGGAAAGUUAUGUUGGGAACAGAAGUACAGUUCUUUUUCGUUUCUGUUCAAUAGUUGUAAAUUUAAGUGAAGUGAAUGUAAUUUCACAGCAAUCAGAGAAAAUAUUCAUUUUUGGUUA
Molecule: messenger RNA, 1897 nt
Organism: Ziziphus jujuba (common jujube)
Lineage: Eukaryota; Viridiplantae; Streptophyta; Magnoliopsida; Rosales; Rhamnaceae
Product: probable receptor-like protein kinase At1g80640
Exons: 10
Coding region: 336-1706 (456 amino acids)
Biological process (GO): protein phosphorylation
Molecular function (GO): ATP binding; protein kinase activity
Source: RefSeq, a predicted model, not a curated record